AUGAAUAAAAUCGUCAUUCAGAAACCCCACACUGUAAAUGGUCACAUGUGUGAAGAAAGGAAAGCCCUGUCAAAUCAAGAGGUGGUCAGGGCUUCAUUCUGCCAAAGAGGUCAAUGUGGUUUUGGAAACUUCGGUGGUGGUCAUGGCAGUGGUUUCAGUGGAAAUGACAACUUAGGUUAUGGAGGAAACUUUAGUGGUCAUGGUGGCUUUGGAGUCAGCUUCGGUGGUGGUGGAUAUAAUGGCAGUGAGGAUGGCUAUAAUGGAUUUGGUAAUGAUGAAAACCAUUUUGAAGGUGGCAGAAGCUACAAUGAUUUUGGCAGUUGCAACAAUCAGUUUUCAAAUUUUGGACCCAUGGAGGUGGGAAACUUUGGAGGAAGAAGCUCUGGCGCCUACAGUGGUGUAGGCCAGUACUUUGCCAAACCAUGA
Carlito syrichta (Philippine tarsier) is the source of this 426-nucleotide messenger RNA. RefSeq names its product heterogeneous nuclear ribonucleoprotein A1-like. The coding region runs from base 1 to 426 and encodes 141 amino acids. The record is from RefSeq and is a predicted model, not a curated record. NCBI's taxonomy places the organism in Eukaryota, Metazoa, Chordata, Mammalia, Primates, Tarsiidae. The transcript has a single exon.